Molecule: messenger RNA, 2144 nt
Organism: Corticium candelabrum
Lineage: Eukaryota; Metazoa; Porifera; Homoscleromorpha; Homosclerophorida; Plakinidae
Exons: 16
Coding region: 1-1929 (642 amino acids)
Biological process (GO): extracellular matrix organization
Molecular function (GO): extracellular matrix structural constituent conferring tensile strength
Source: RefSeq, a predicted model, not a curated record
AUGACAAGAGAAUUUGCAGACAAUGAAAUAAUGCAAGCUCAACACAGACAAAAAAGGAACUAUGACGACAGCAGCCGUGGUCCUGUGUACAAGUUAGAUGAUUAUGUUUGGCUGUAUAACCCAGCAGUACCUAAGGGAUUAUCUCCAAAGCUUGUUAGGCGAUACACUGGACCAUUCAAGCGAAUUCAUGUCAACAAAGUGAGUCCGUGUUACCGAAGAAUGCCGAACCAGACACCAGAAGGUUCUACAAGAAACAACCAUGCAACCGGACGAGCUUCUCAUAAUCAACGUCAUCCGUCGUCUACAUUGCUCGAGGUGGACAUUCAUCAUCACAUCGACAAGGAGGAAGCAGUCUUGGUCAGAGCCGACGGCAAUGCGGUUAAUGUUCAACCUGUUCCAGUCCCUCCAGUACAACCGAUUGUUCCACCUGCACCUCGGCCUGUUAUUCGGGGCGUUCCUGGCGUACCCGGACCACCAGGUAUUCGGGGCCAUACCGGUUUUCAAGGUCCCCAAGGCGGACUGGGUAGCACAGGACCAAAGGGUACGAUAGGAGAUGAGGGUCCAGUUGGUUCUACAGGCAAGCAAGGUCUUCCAGGCUUAACUGGACCUCCUGGUUCACCAGGUCCACAAGGUCCCCCUGGAAAGACUGGACCAACGGGAGCCUCAGGUGUAAUUGGGCCUGCAGGUCCACCUGGCCCACAAGGUUUACCUGGAAAGACUGGACUAGCAGGUUCCUCUGGGCCUCGAGGCGCUAGAGGAGAAACAGGACCAAGUGGUCAAAAAGGAGACAGAGGCCCAACAGGGCCAAGGGGCAUAGCUGGAUUGGAUGGCGUUCCAGGAUCUGCAGGUCCUGUUGGUACGCCAGGUCCGCACGGUCCAAAGGGAGUAAAAGGCGCCAUUGGGUUACCAGGAGCAAAAGGAGAGGCAGGACCGCAAGGCAUUGCUGGACCAGAGAUGAGUGAGGAUUUUUUGAAUCGCUGUUUCAACCCUGUCAAGGGACUAUUAAUAAGGGUAAAAGAACUAGAACAGUGGACACAGCAGAUCCAUGAAAUUUUGAAAAUACCAACAUACACAGGCGAAAGUUGCACUGCCAAGAACACAGGCCAAACGUUCUUGACCUCUGACAACAGUUAUCUUAUCGUAUGCGGUGGUAAUUCAAACUUGAAAUUUAUAAAGCUCACAAGUACAGCAGGAAGUAGCUGUAAAGAGCUGUAUGACAUUGGUUUACAAGGAAGCGAGCAUUCUAAGUCUUACCUACUAUUCGAAAGUACGGGGAAAACAACUUUCAAGACAUAUUGUGAUAUGACUUCAGGUGGUGGAGGUUGGACACUCGUUGCUCGAGCAUAUGGAAACAGUUCAGAGUGGGCUCCGGCUAGUCAAUACUGGUAUAACAACAUACUCGUUGCCCCGGAUACUGCUGCAGACGUUAGUGCAGUAAGUUCGAUGAAAAACAAAGGAUGGCUUAGUAUCCACGGAAAGAAAGUGAAAGUGUGCUACAACGGACCUCACACCAAUUGUGCUGUGUUCACUCAUAAUCUUGGAAUUCCACUUUCUCGACUAUUUGCCAGCAACUUUGGCGUCACUGUUACUGAGAAUUACAACUUUCGAACUCUUGCAGCUGCGUUUGGCGUCUCUUUCACUUUUGCGGCCAAUGCUCAGUGGUGUGGACUGAAUGUAGGGGAUGGAUGCGCCCACGGCACUAAUCCCAACGUGGCAGAACGUCAUACAAUUUCUCGUAUCGGAUGCAUUGGAGACUACUCGAAAAAAGGAGUUUGCCGCUUGGAUGACUAUGCUCUAGGAAUUGGAGUCAGCAGCUGCUAUGAUAACUAUAGUUGUGAUAAGACUGGAACAUCAACAAAAAAUCUGCAUUACCGAUCUGGAAGUAAACACGGAGUCUUUCAACAAUCUGCCUUUAUAUACGUGCAGUAAUGAAGAACAGUGUUUUGACGAGACCGUGCAUGUGUCAGUGUUCUUUCGCUGUUGAUUAAGUUAAUUGAGCUGGUUCGUAAGCGCAUGCAUACAUGUGGCACACUGUUUGUGUACGUUUGCUUGCAGAUUGUAAGUCAAGCCGUUUGUCGCAAACGACGUUGUGUUUGUAUGCAGUAGACAAAGCUGUGCUGUGCUAGCUAAUACAUGUACUGAUU